This is a messenger RNA of Triticum aestivum (bread wheat), 2316 nucleotides long. RefSeq lists its product as uncharacterized. The transcript has 2 exons. The coding region runs from base 323 to 772 and encodes 149 amino acids. NCBI's taxonomy places the organism in Eukaryota, Viridiplantae, Streptophyta, Magnoliopsida, Poales, Poaceae. The record is from RefSeq and is a predicted model, not a curated record. Gene Ontology annotation, molecular function: zinc ion binding.
CUUAAGCAUCAGCACUCGUGAGUCCUGACCACGUCGGCAACACAGCCGCCGCAGGUUGUCCAGCCGGAUCGACGGACGCUGUCGUAUCAUACGGAGCUGUUGCCGCCCUGGUGCUUGUACGGGCAUAGCGUGCCGAGCCGGCAGAUAGGCCGUGAUGAGUGGUGAGCUGAUGACCUCGCGUCGUGUGCAGGCCGGCUCGACCCAACUCCCUCCGCGUCCAUAGCGACCCACCCAAACCGUCCCGCCGCACGCACCCCGUAUUAUCAUACCGCCUCCUGUUCCCGCCGCAGCCCCCGCGACCGACAGGUUCACCCCGAGAGCGAUGCGGCGAGACGCGGCCGUCGCCCCCGCGGCGGUCGUGACCUCGCCGCAGAUCGCGGCCGGCGGGACAGAAAUGGGGAAUGCCGAGGCGGUGGCCAUCGAAGUCGACUCGGCGCCAGCGCCAGCGUCGGCGGCCAUCGACAUCGACCUCGAAGCGGGGGGCGCGUCCCACGGCGUGGCGUGCCGGAUCUGCCACCUCAGCCCCGAGGGCGGCGACGGGCCUGGGUCGGAGGUGAUCCGGCUCGCCUGCUGCUGCAAGGAGGAGCUCGGCCACGCGCACCGACAAUGCGCCGAGGCGUGGUUCCGGAUCAAGGGCGAUAGGCGCUGUGAAAUUUGUGGUUCAGAGGCCAAAAACAUUACUGGCCUGGAAGUGAAAAAAUUCAUGGAGGAAUGGCAUGGGCGAAGAAUGGCAACUACCGGGGCUAUGGUAGAGAGGGAAAGCACUUGCUAGCUUCUUGCUUCUUGCUAGCUUGCUUACUGAUUGCUUUCAUGCUUCCCUGGUUUUUCCGUGUAAAUAUAUUGUGAGUUAUGCUGCUGGAACUGGGUCAUGUGGAAUCACACGAAUUGUACAGAAUUUAUAGGCAGAAUCACAACACAGUUCCUCAAGUUUUUUUUUCUCAAAAUUGUCCAUCUGGGUAUUUGUCCUCUUACACUCAUUACUUAAAAUCCAAAUACCCCUGUUUGGUAAUAAAUGUUGAUUUGAGAUUCUAAAAUAUACAUCUGAAUCAAAGAGGCCUAAGUGGCUGAUUUUCUAACCUUGUAUGUUUCGGUCAUGAUCAACUGACCAAUAACGCAUCUUUCUUGACGAUGGUAUGCUCCUUACGACUUUUCUUCCUUAUUUUAUAACCACUGCUGACAUGGGCAGCAAGAUUAUUCCACACGCGAAAGUGAGGUAUUUGUAGUAGACGUUAUCCAAAUGUCAUACCUUCUUGCUUGCCAAAGAUUUGGACUCCGGUAAAUAUUUUUAUGAGACGAUGUGCAACAUUCUGGUAAGCCUUUCAUUAGCUUGUUGACUCUGUUUAACAUCAUCGCAGCUUCCAACUUUUUGUUGUAAACCAGGAAAACUUACGGGUUCUAUAAAGUUUAAGAGUCUGGGAGGUGUGCCUAGUGAAAAGUUCAGAAGUCUUGUUCUCCUCCUGGCAUUUGAUGUGUAAAACCAUUUUUGAAGUCCUUGCAUCAGAAAAUAUGUUUACAAAGUCAUACUUAUUCCCACACCUCCUAGGUACUACUCUGGACGUAAGUAUAUUACUCCCCCCGUUUUUAAAUAUAAGCCCUUUUAGAGAUUUCGACACGGACUAUAUGCGGAUGUAUAUAGACAUAUUUUAAAGUGUAGAUUCACUCAUUUUGCUUCGUAUGUAGUCCGUACUGGAAUCUCUUAAAGGACUUACAUUUAGUAACGGAGGGAGUACCUUUUAAGAGUGAAAUAAAAUAGAUCUCCAGUUCCAAAGGAGACGAAGUGAACUUAUAAGAUCUUUCCAACAAGACAUGGAUGCUUCGAAAUGCUUGAGUCUGCAACAACAGAGGCAUGCACCGCUUGAUCCCCGCCCUUGUAGAUCACAUCUUAGAUGAGUUGAAGGCAUGAAAGGAGGCAGGUGCGGUGUACAUAGCUUUUCCUGAGUAGUUAGUUUAAAUUAAAUCAUCCUUUGGUGUGGUGUAGUCAGUGUGAUUGCAUGGCAUUGUCGAGGACUCACUUGUAAAUCUAUUUGUUGUCUUCUAUAUUAAAUAUGAUACUACAUCAUUGGCGUACUCUGAAAAAAAAAAUAGAUCUUCCCCACGAGACGAACUAAACUUAUACUAGUUAAACACACUUCCCCUGACCCCCGUGUCGCCCGAGCCGGGCGACUCGGGGGAAACCUAGCCGCCGGCGACCCGGCACUCACUCUCCGCCCGUCCCCGCGUCACCGCCGCCGGAGGGCCGGUCGACGAAGCCGCGCCGGGCCCUAGGAUGGUGGCGGCGGGGCCGUUCUUCCAUCUCCCGCCCUCCGCCCCCCUCCU